Mobula hypostoma (lesser devil ray) is the source of this 951-nucleotide messenger RNA. RefSeq names its product C3a anaphylatoxin chemotactic receptor-like. NCBI's taxonomy places the organism in Eukaryota, Metazoa, Chordata, Chondrichthyes, Myliobatiformes, Myliobatidae. Gene Ontology annotation, biological process: chemotaxis; complement receptor mediated signaling pathway; inflammatory response. Gene Ontology annotation, cellular component: plasma membrane. The record is from RefSeq and is a predicted model, not a curated record. Gene Ontology annotation, molecular function: G protein-coupled receptor activity; complement component C5a receptor activity; complement component C3a receptor activity. The transcript has a single exon. The coding region runs from base 1 to 951 and encodes 316 amino acids.
AUGUCGAGCAGCGAAGAUCAUCACUGGGCCCGAUACAGCCCAAUCAUCGAUAACGAAUCGCACAGUCUGAAAGCGUCCAUGAUCUUGUCCAUGAUCAUCUUCGCCAUAACCUUCCUGCUGGGCGUCCCCGGCAACAGCGCAGUCAUCUGGGUUACGGGCUUCAAGAUAAAAAGCAACGUCUACUCUGUGUGUAUCCUGAACCUCGCCGUGGCCGACCUGAUCGUCUCCCUCACCCUCCCCUGCUGGAUGGUUAACAUUGCUCUCCGAGGGUUCCAGGUCAGAAAUGACAUCACCUUCAAGUUGCUCCUCUUAUCCAUCAGCUUCACAGGGUCCGCCAGCGUCUUGCUGUUGACCGUGAUCAGCAUCGUCCGCUGCCUGUCUAUCACUCAGCCCUUCUGGUUCCGGCUGCAUCUUAGCCAGUGUUGGGCGCGUGUGGCAUGCAGCGCGGCCUGGGCCUUCGCCAUCCUCAUCUGCUUGAUCGCUCUACUACAUGAGAAGCUCGAGCAGUACCAUGGGAAGCAAACCUGGGAUAUGUUGACUGUAGUUUGGGCCGUCGUUAUCUUCGUCAUCCCUAUCCUGAUCAUGGUCGUCUGCUACUUCCUGACUGUCCGGAAAUUGCCCGCGGAUAAGUUCGCCAGGUCCAGGAAAUCCGUCCGCCUCAUCUUGACUGUGGUCGUCGUCUUUAUCAUCUGCUGGCUCCCGUACCACACUUGCAGCGCAGUCGCAUUCUUUUUCAAUAAUUUGAGCACGCUCUGGAAAGAAGUGGCAUUCGGCAUGGCUACUUUCAACAGCGCCCUCAACCCCCUUCUCUACGUCUUCGUCGGCCGCAAAUUCCGCCAGGUUUUCAAACGCUCACUAGCCAAUUCGCUGCAUCUUGCCUUCGCCGAGUUGGAGCCAGAGUUAGAGAACGAUCUUCCUGAUAAUGCUACCACAACAGAGACGGGAGUAUGA